Molecule: messenger RNA, 3595 nt
Organism: Leguminivora glycinivorella
Lineage: Eukaryota; Metazoa; Arthropoda; Insecta; Lepidoptera; Tortricidae
Gene: mmm
Product: dynein axonemal intermediate chain 3
Exons: 2
Coding region: 1-3429 (1142 amino acids)
Biological process (GO): inner dynein arm assembly; cilium movement involved in cell motility
Cellular component (GO): inner dynein arm
Molecular function (GO): dynein heavy chain binding; dynein light chain binding
Source: RefSeq, a predicted model, not a curated record
AUGGCUGAUUCGGAUAGUGAGCUGGAAGAAAAACCGGUAGAAGUCGAAGCUGACAGUGACUCGGACAGCUACGAAGAUGAGCCUGUGGCGACAUCUGGUGAGGCGCAGACGCUAGUGGAACUACACUCUGACCAAGGAAAAAUGGCUGAAGCACCGCCAAAACCUAGAAGAAAGCGAUUCAUCCCAAAAUAUGAAAUCGAGGGAGUGCACAGAAUCGCUAUUGGCGAAGAAACCCAAAUACAAAUUGAAAUGGUCAUGGGCAUGGAUAUCACCCCUCAAGCCCCCUGGAAGCUCGUCAGCAAAGCUAAAAUUAUGGAAAACUUAGAAAUCGGCGGCGAACUAUCGGAAUUCUUCCCUUUGAAAGCAGAUUUGGAAGCUUAUACACAAAAUGAAGUUCUCAUGGGGUUCAUAGAAGAUGAUUCUAAUGAUCUCGAUGAGUUCUACGUCUGUACUACUGUCGAAGCGAGAGAUCAUUGUAAAUUUCAGUCGGAGAAGUUUCUAAAAAGACAAGCUAAGAAAUUAGAAAAGGCCGUGCAAAAGAAACCACGUCCUUGGAAAAGUCUUGGCAGUGAAAAAGAAAUUAUUGAACUUAUUCCUGUAAACACUCGACCGUUUUUAGAGCUUGAAAUUAAAACUGCGUUCCCCACUGUGUACCAGCCAGAAAAAUUCAGUGUCAGAGACUCGAGCUCCGUUCGAGAUGGUUACUUAGAACUAACACCGUAUAGACAGAAGUUUAACUGUGUGUUUCAAAGGAGAAUAGAUACGGGAGCUCAAGCAAAUCCACCUAGAAUCACUAGACAUGCACAAACUGAGUUAAGAUAUCCACAAAACGUCUGGACGCAAUCUAUAGCUGAUGCUCUUGGCGGAGCAGACACUACAGGAGCGGGCGGCGGCGGAGAUACAAAGCCCGAUAAAGGAGCCGGCGGUGAUGAAGCCGCCGAAGACGACGAUGAGGAAGAUGAAAAACCUCCAAAAGAACCGAUAGAUGAAGCUGCUCUUAAACCGUUUCGAGACGCUGAAAUGCGAAUGCGACGGGCGUCUUAUAUAAAGUUGAUGACCAAUUUUAUGUCUAUUAAAGAUCCAGAAAUGGAGUCCAUUAUAGCGCUGAAUACAGUCAUGGAUAUGUAUUGCAACGAUUAUCCGAAUUUAGUGACUCAGAGAGCGACUGGCGUAGUAUACGACUCUAUGACAUUCGAGGAUUAUGUUUGCUUUACUGACGUCAGAGCAAAGAAUAAGUACGUGUCUUCUGCAGUUUUUCAUCCUAUGUGGACUGGAAUUGUCGCUAUUUCCUAUGCUGACGCUUCACCUGCUGUGAUGAGCACGGUUAGUACACGUCCGGAUCCAAUUAAAAGGGCGGUAUAUGGGUUGAAUCCUGUUAUGAUCUGGAGCCAUAUCGAUAGUUUAAUCCCAAAACUUUACCUCGAAUCACCGCGUGAAGUUAAAGUCCUUUCAUUUUGUCCUUUUAAUGAAAACAUUCUGAUCGGUGGAUGUAUAAACGGUCAAAUUGUUGUGUGGGAUUUAACUAACAAAUUAGAAAAUGUAGAGAAAAUUGAAGUAUUGAGUGAAACUAGAGAAAAAUAUCGUAUAGCUAUGAAUGCACAUAUGGGAUGGAUGAAGAGGAUUUCUGAUAAAGCAGUGGUCCCUGCCACGGCCUUGAGUAAUUUGAUGACUAAUCACUACGGCGCUGUAACUGCUAUCGAGUGGUUCUCGCCAAACUUUUUCAUAUCUCAGACGGGACACACAGAGCUACUAACGGGCGGGAAAAAAUCGUCUAUAUUUUUCACUGGCUCAGAGGACGGCACAAUAUUAAUUUGGAACCUGUCAGUCGAAAAUGUGGCAGUGUUUGGGGGAAAGAAGAUUAAGAAAUCAUUGCGUAUUGCUAGAAGGCCAUCUGGGCUAUUAGUUGAUGUUUCCCCAUUCUGUAUCUUAGAUCGCGUGUUUCAACCCACUUAUAAAAUCAUACUAGGAAUAACAGGGCAUCCCGAUACGCUUGCUCUACAGAGUAUGGCUAUGACCCCUUGUCCAAUUGCUUACACUUAUACACCUAAAGAAAUUGCUACGGGCAGAAAAUAUUUUACAUGUUCCAUCUUGCCUCAAAAAGAAGAAGAUCUAAAUACAAUCAUGUACUGUAGCUCACAGCACGGAGAGAUGAGAAGAAUUACAUGGGAGGGUCACGCGUUCAAUACUGGAGAAGUUGUCAACUCUGAGUACUGCGCCAUGAAGUAUCGUUGUUAUAUUCACGAUGGAAUAAUAACAUGUUCUAAGAAAAACCCAUUUCUUCAUCAUAUCACCAUGACUAUCGGAGGAAAGAUAAUGGCAAUUUGGUGCGACAAGUUGAUGAAUCGUCCCUUGAUAUGGAAAAAACGUCCUCACAGAUUAACUGACGCUGUAUGGUCACUUUACAAGCCUAGUCUGCUUUUCAUCACCACGUCAGAAGGCAAUAUGGAGACUUGGGAUUUAUUACUGAGAAGUGACUUACCUAUUGCCGUACAAACACUCUCCGGCACGCAGCUCACUGGUAUAAGUUUACACACGUUACCUUUAGCAAAGAAUAUCAUCGGAGUAAGUGAUUCCAAUGGCUCUUUUCAAAUGUUCUUAGACCCACCUAUAUUCAUGAUUGAAAACGAAACUUACAAAGCUCGUGUUGACGCUAUGAUUAGCAGAGAACUUAACGUAAUGCAAUCAUUUAUAAAAUGGCAAGACGAAUGGCUGAAACAUAACCCUCACAUUUUGCUAGAAAUAAGGAGAAAGGAAGGAGCACUGUUGUUAGAAAAAGAGGAAGAAAAGAGAAAAGCUAAAGAAGCAGAAGACCAACGACUAGAAGAGGAAGCAGAAGCCAGAAGGCUAGCGAAAAUGAGAGUAAUCGGACCGGCAGAAAGAUGGACCAUGAUAGUUAACAAAUUGAUAGAACGAACUAUUGCAGUCAAAAAAAGAAUAAACAAGGCAGAGCUCAUAGAACAAGAGAAGCCUUUACGCGAGUUAGAAGCGCAGCGUUUAGAAAAAGAAAGAAGGAUGGUCGAGAUUAUGAAGAAUCAGACAAAUAUUUUCAAUGACACCGUGGCUAUCCUAUUUCCUGAGGCAAUUAAAAAACCACCGAAACCUGUGAAGACGUAUCUGCCACCGGACAAAGGUGCUGUUAAGAGGGAGUAUAUAGAAGAUUAUGGAUACUUGAAAGAUACAGCAAUGAGGACUGUGAAAGAGAAUCCUUACCAUACAUCUUUCUCAUGGGAAGCCACGCUAGCCGAAGGAAAAGAGCGCCGUGAAGCUUUAAAUACUUAUGAGGAGUAUCUGAACAUGCAUAAGGCUAGAAUCAACUUUGAAUUACAAGAGUUGACGGUGAAACCACAGAUUAAGAGAGAUAGCAAGAAAUUUAAGUCGAAAGAAACAGUUUCCACCGUUGAGUUUAGUGAAGUGGAGACCGAGACGUGAGUAUUUUGUUACCUAUUGUAUUUGAAUUUUCAUUUACUAAAAAGACUAACUCAGUCGAAAUCCUUACCAAUGGUUUUGUUGCUGUAUUUUUCUUUAUCUGUGAUAAUUUUGUUUAAUGUUUGAAAAAAUUACCAUUCAGAAAAAGUCUUACAAUGUGAAUAUUAAA